Aspergillus alliaceus is the source of this 1662-nucleotide messenger RNA. RefSeq lists its product as uncharacterized. Bases 107 to 1117 code for a protein of 336 amino acids. The transcript is spliced from 2 exons. The record is from RefSeq and is a predicted model, not a curated record. NCBI's taxonomy places the organism in Eukaryota, Fungi, Ascomycota, Eurotiomycetes, Eurotiales, Aspergillaceae.
UUAUAAUAUCCGCACUUCUCAACUACUUACUUUCCGAUUUCAAGAUCUCUGUAUAACCGUACAUAAGCCACAGAUCGCCAUUACUAUAAGCUCAUUGCAUAGUAAAAUGGCCAAGCAAGGCGCCAUCACCAACAGCAACCUCCCAAACUCUUCUGGUCCCUCUAUUACCCGCUCCACCGCCAACCACUGCAGCUUCAAUGAUCUGACUGCCGCUGACACCAUCCGUCGAAGUGUACUCGACUCAGUCAAUGUGUUUCGCAAGACUCUCCCCGAAGGCAGUAGGAUAACCCCGACAUCACCGGCCAACACUACCAUACAGCGCAGUAAGAUUAGUCAUAGCAUCAUCGCAAACUCAUACAUCAGACGCUGCAAUAUCACCAACUGUGAACUUGUCGAUGUGACAUCUGCUAAAACCACGGAUGCCAAUGACUCCAAAUUCGAAAACGUGCGCUCAGUGCGCCGUAGUUCGGUGCGGAACAGCACCGUCACUGGCCAGAGUACGCUCAACAAGAGCAAAGUCAGUGGGUCAUCUGUCACAGAGGAGAGUUUCCUGCGGCGAAGUCAGCUUGAGGAUAUCCAAGUCGCUAGAAGCCGGGUGAAGAAGUCGACUCUACGGAAGUGUGAUGUCAGUAACUGUGUGAUUAUCAAGACGGAUUUCACGGGCAUGGUGCUGCGGCAUGGGGUCUGGAAGAAAGGGAGGUUAGUUGGAAGAGUGGGGAAUAACGAGGUCGUAGCGACGACUCAGGAUGGGACGGUGAGUUGUUUUAUCUAUCAGCCUCUCGUUACUUUUCUGGAAGUGUGUAUUGACAGAGUCAGAACAUGGCCGAUGUCCCUUCGGAGAAGCUUGUCACACAAGACGCCGAGGUAUGGGCGGAUAAUGACCCCGACUCGGAUAGCUCGGACAAGGAGAGCGUGGAUUCGGAGGACCUUCCGCCUCCUUAUAGACCUUGAUUGUGCUCAAGGCCUUUUAUCAGGGUUCAGGUCAAAUGAAUUGAAUUCUGCUGUAUUUGGCGUUCUGAUACCCUCGUUACAUGUAGUGGGUAUCCAUUUUGCUGGUAUGCUCCUCGACGAUAUGCUAUGGCCAACUUAUGUUAGGUUCAUGAUACCAGGCUCGUAAUAAGGUGAGACUGUUGAUUGGCUUUUAAUAUAAUAGGAUAUUUGAAACAUCAGUCAUGUGAAGCAACUAAAAAGCUGCCACCGUUCACAGUAUUCCUCUAGGGAGGGUCGAGGACCAAAGCCUCACCGAAGAGCCCUAGAGCCCAGUGUUCAUGAUCUGAGACUUGACAAAUACUUCCAAGGCUUGAAAAAAACACUAAAGAAACUUACGGCAAGGAGCCUUGAGACUUCCCUAGGACUAGAUCAUGCCCGCUUUUCACUCAGUGAUUUAUCCCAGAGUGUAAAACAAGACAGAAAUAUGUGUCACGCGGUUGAGGCCUGUCUGCGCGGCCGUAAAAGGACAUAGUAUUCCCGACAAGGUUGUCAGAAACAGCGUAGUUAUUACGCGAGCUUUCCCACCUAUAGCCUCACAUUAGGUGCUUCACGGCUCAGUAAUAUUUCACACCGUGCAUACACCAUUGGAGUCCUCCCUCUUUACCUAGAAAGAAGACAACAAUAGUAUUCAUGGUUAUAUGCUAUUAUGCAAAUGUAUCUUGCUAAGACCCG